AUGGGUCGCCGUGCGUUGGCUGAAGGUUCCUCUCAGACGCUCACCCCUUCAGGGCGCCGUUCGUUGGCUGGAGGUUCUCAGACGGAUUUUGGUGAGGGAUGUGGGAGGAGGAGAGGAGCUAGGAGACAGGUGAGGGAGGUGGGUGCUGAGAGGCUGGUGGGUUCUCAGACGGAUUUUGGCGAGGGAUGUGAGAGGAGGAGGAGAGGAGCUAGGAGACAGCUGUUUGAGGUGGGUGGUGGGAGGCCAGUGGAUGUGAGCGGUAAUAGGAUUGAUAGGGGUAAUACGGUUGAUUGGAGUGGUAUGGAAGGGUGCGGUGGCGAGGGAAGUGGGAGGAGGAGGGGAGGUGUGAGAAGGCAGCUGUGGGAGGUGGCUGGUGAGGCAGCUGUGGAUUGGAGCAGGGAUGGCGGUGGUAGGGUUGAUGGGAGUUCUAAAAGUGGUAGGAGUGGUAUGGAAGGGUGUGGUGGCGGUGACGGCGAGGGGAGUGGGAGGAGGAGAGGAGGAGUGAGGAGGCAGCUGUGUGUGAUGGCUGGUGAGAACCGUGUGGAUGUGGGCAAUGAUAGGGGUGAUGAAAGUGAUAGGAGUGAUAGGGAAGGGUAUGGCGGUGGUGGUGGCGGUGGUAUUGGUGGUGGUGCUGAUUCUGCUGCUGCUGCUGCGGCUGGUGCUGCUGCUGCUGCUGCUGCUUCUGCUAGCGGUGGCGGUGGUGGUGGCGCUACUAUUGCUUUCAGUUCACUUGAAGCAACUGAAGCAUUGGAAGAAACUGAAGCAAGUACGAUAGCACAGCGGCUCAGCAAGGCAUGUGAAGCUGACAGCAGCAACAGUGAUGGCAGCAACACGUUACCGGGGAACACAGCUGGCAGUGGUGGUGGCGGUGGUGAUAGUGGCGGCGGUGGCGGUGCUGGUGAGAAGAGCAGCGGCAACAGCAGCAUACGCAAGGCAGUGCGCAGGCUGUUCGGGAAGAGCCGCGGGAAAUGGCAGAGCCAGGUCGCACCUUUCCCGGACUUGGACCCCACUCCUCUGCAUGAGGAGGGGACUAAAAAUGCGGCUCAAAAGGCGGCUGGGCGGGAUCGGAUUCAGGCCGCACCUUUCCCCGACCCAGAUUCCCCGUCUCCUCUGCAUGCUCCUGAUCCGUUGCAGUCUGCCUUUGGGGGCUCCUUUCGCUCUCUGCAUGCUGCCGCUGGGGCAUCUCCUGGGGUGGCUGGUUGGGUGGAUGGAGGGGCGACUGGUGGCGGGGCGGCUGGUGGGGCGGCUGGUGGAGCGGCUGGUGGGGCGGCUGGUGGGGCGGCUGGUGGGGCGGCUGGUGGGGCGGCUGGUGGGGCGGCUGGUGGGGCAGCUGACAGCGCGAGUGUGUCUGAUGCAGGUGAAGACAGAUGUUGCCAUGCUCCUGCUGCCACAGAUGGGAUCGCUCUGGCAUGUACAAGUUUCAGUGGUAGCAGCAACAGCAGUAGCGGUACGUUCAAGACAGCAGAAGCAGAGGUGGUGGCGAGUCAGCCAUUGCCGGUGACGGCAGGGAUUGCUUCAGAGCCCUCCCCAAAGGCAGCACCAGCAGCCACAGGGCUGGUGGCGGGUCAGCCGUUGCCGGUGAUGGCAGGGAUUGCUUCAGAGCCCUCCCCAAAGGCAGCACCAGCAGCCACAGGGCUGGUGGCGGGUCAGCCAUUGCCGGAGGAGGAGCGGAAGCAUCAGAAGCGUGAGGAGGAUUGGAGGGACGUGGAGAAGAGGGAUGUGGUAUUCGAGGAGGAAGAGGAGGAGGAGGAAGUGAGGGAGGAGGAACGGUGGGCGGAGGAAGAGGAGGAGCGGCAGAAGUGUGACGAAGAACGGAGGGACGAGUGUGAGAGGGGUGCGGAACUCGAAAAGGAAGAGAGUGAGGAGGAAGAGAGGGAGAAGGAGUGGGGGGAGAUGGUUAAGAGGGGUGCGGAGAUUGGGGAGGAAGAGAGGGAGGAGGAAGCAGAGGAGGAAGAGGAGCAGCAGCAGAUGUGUGAGGAAGGUUGGAGGGACGUGGGUGAGAGGGGUGUGGGACCCGAGGAGGAAGAGAGGGAGAAUGAGCGGAAUGACACGGUUGAGAGGAAGCAUAAGGCUGAGGAAGAGGAGGAGGAGCAGCAGAUGUGUGAGGAAGGUUGGAGGGACGUGGAGCGCGCCCUGCUGGAGCACCGCCAGGAGACCGCCCUUCUGCAGGGGAGGGCUGGCGGAAACAACGAGGAAAGAGACAGGGAAAAGUAUGGGGAGACCGAUUGGGUGUGGAGUGGGAGCAAUGGGGAGAGCAAUGAGGGGGGCAACCAGGAGCAAUGGGGAAGCAACAAGGAGGAGAGUAGUGAGAAGAGGCAAGGCAGGAGGAGUGUGCGAGUGAAGAGUGAAAGCUCUCUUCUGUCAGCAGCAGCGGCGGCUGUAGCAGCACCAGUGUCCCCCGGCGAGUCGAUCCGAGCAGCUGUGGCCGUCUAUUCUGCCUCGAGAGAAUUCUGGCGGCCCCCCUCCACCCCCAAGCCUGUGAUGGCCUGCCAGCUGAAGCAAGCCAAGCUGAGCCUCCCCAGGUACUCCCCCCCUGUGCCUCUUAUUGGGCUGGAGAAGCUGAUGGAGGGUGCAGCAGGGGCAGGUGGGACUGGUGGGUUUGGUGGGUUUGGUUCACUCCUUCAGGUGAAGCGUUCGGAAGCUAAGAUGACUGAACAGAAGAAUUCUGAUGUCGCUGAUAGUUCUCAAAUGUCAACCCUAGACUUCGUUUCCAAAGCCACAUCAGCUUUUCAAGUAGCAACUACGAAGGCUAAGCGCGCAUUCACGGAUUUAAGACGCGACGCACCUCCGUCUGAAGCGCCAGCUCCAUCCAGCCUUCCGACAUCCCCACCGACCCCCCCCCAGCCUUCUCAUGGGUGGGGUUAUCCGUGGUUGCUCAAGGCGAGCCCCAGGACCAGCCAUUCGGAAGAACUCAGCAGAAGAGUCGCUGAGCUGUCAAAGGAACCGCAAAAGUUUCUCAUGGUGGGGGUAUCAGACGACCGCGCGGAGCACUACGUGAAUCUCGAGAGCGCGUUGCUCUCUGCUCCAGCCAUUCUCGAGGCGGACGAUCACCUGAGCAGAAUCUUUUCGGAAUUCGUGCCUCGGCUGGUCUCGGAGAGGGAGUUUUGGAAACGAUACUUCUUCGUGGUGGCUAAGGUGGAGCUGGAAUUAGAGCACGAGGAGGACUGGGGUGCUGCGGACCCUUCCCCCCUCGGCUCCCCUGCCAGUGUGGGCUCGCACGGACGGCUAUUUUCGCUUCCCAUGUGGCAUCCCAAGGAACGGGACCUGAAUGGGAGCACCUGCAGCACAACGACAAGCGUGUGCAGCGUAGGAAACGUGGAUCCUCCGAACAUCCCAUCGUCUGCACACCUGCGGAAUCUCGCCCAGGCUGUCAGCUACUCGGCUCCGUUUGCGACGCUCAAGGACUUGGUGAACCAUAACGGCAAGUGGCCAGGGACCGCCCUCGCGCAGGCUGUGGGAGCUGGGAUUGGCCGAGCCUUCUCCCUCUCGUCCAUAUCGAAUGUAAACGACGUUGACAGCACGGAUGACAUGAUUCAGAGGCUUCUAAGCUCAGGAGAGGACAACGCCUUUGACUGCAGCUGCGACUCUUUCACCAGCAGCAGCAGCAGCGGAAGCAACAGCAAGCCCCCCCAGGAAAAGCCGAGCGACGCCGCCCCAUCAGCAGUAACCGCCCUGGUGCACUCAGUGCACGGGGCAUAUCCGGGCAGCUUUGUGGCGCAGGUGGCGGCGCUCAUGGCGGAGCUGCCCUCUGAGAAGGACAUGGCGCAGCUGUGGCUUGCUCUGGUAGAACAGCUGCGGGUGCGGCGGAAGCAGGGAGUGCCGGUGCCGCAUGUAGCAGCGGGCAGGGACGGGCCUGACCUGCGGCUGUGCGAGGUGAUGCAGCACCUGCAGCUGCUCAACUGCUGCAUCGCCCGCCAGCGUAGACGCAAAGCCAUUGGGUUCGCUUGCAAACUCCCAGGCUCAGCAGCAGCAGGAACAGGUGCUGCUGGUGGUGAUGGUGGUGGUGGUGUGGUUAGGGGUAGCAGCAGGAAGAUCAGGGAGUCUCUGUCAGAAGGUGCUGCUUGUGUUUCAGAUCGUUGUGAUGCUUCAGGGGACGCUGUUGCUGCGGUGAGAAGUGCGAGUUUUGGUGUAGACGUAUGCGUAGGAGGAGCCGAGGAGCAGAGCAGAGCAGAGGAGACACUGGAAACACUGGCAGCACACGAGGCAGAUUCUGAAUUUGCGAAUUGCAGCAGUGAAGGCACAUGCGUCGUGCCUGAAGCUGACGGCAUGGAACCCUGUGACUGCAUCACGAAACCAUCAGAGGAGGCUCACACAGAAGCAGCAGCAGCAACAGCAGCAGCAGCAGGAGCAGCAGCUGGUGACGACGUGGCAUCUGGGGCGGUCAGAAGUUUGAGUGUGCAUGCAGGGGAUGAUGAGCUGGCAGCGGGGCCAUGCUGGAAUCGAGACUGUCCAGGUCAGCACCUGUUCCUGUGUGACACGUGUUCUCUGCCAUGUGGGAAUCACCCGCCUGGGGAGAAUGCUGGGCUGGAAGGCAGCAGAGCAGAAGCACAAGCAGCGCCAGGGGCAGCAGCAGGGGCAGCAGCAGAAGAGUAUCACCUAGAUGCAUGCUAUGCGCGAGUGCAGUCAGGGAAGCGUGUGCUGAGGAGAGGCGUGAAGGAGCAGUCAAAGAGUCUUCGGCUGCUGGAGACAGGCGAGCCUCUGUGCAUUCCUGUGACUCAGGACGGGCCGCUGAUGACUGAGUCUAGCGUGCGAGAGAGCGAGGAGCUUAUCAUGCGCACAAAGAGCUUUGGCACUGGUCACAAGCAGCUCUUCUCGGACAUGCAAUCCUUCAAGGCGGCCAACCCUGGGUGUGUCUUGGAGGACUUUGUUCGCUGGUACUCCCCCCCCGACUGGUCGCCUCUCCCCCAGUCGCCCUCCGUCCACUCGCCCUCGCUCCACGUGCCUUCUCCCCAUGCACCAUCCACUAACCCUCCUCCUGUACAAACACCCGCUCUACACUCCCCCUCGCCCUCCUCCUCCACUGGUGAACUCGCUCCAGACGCAAAGACUCCCUAUGCUCCUUCCAGUGCCGCUACUCACGGCGGAGAGAGGGAGGGACAGGCUGCAAGGGGUGCUGUGGGGGGAAUACUUGACUGCACACCCAAAAAGACAGGAUACCUCAGCGUGCGCAUGAAGGCUUCUGAUAACCUGUGGCAGCAGCUGUGGAACCGCGCUCGACCGCUGCCCAUCGCUCUUCAGCCCCCAUUGGUGGACUACGACUAUGCUGCGGAAAAGAGCCUUAGCUGGUUGGAGAGCAUCCCCCCAUCGCACCUCUUUGCAGAGCUCUUCACCGUUCUCGUUGCCGUUGGCUUCUCAGCUGCUGCCUCAGCAUACCACACUCCCCCCCCCACCACCUCCUCCUCGUCUCUCCCUGCAAGACGACAGGACAGCUGGGUGCGUGUCAAUGGUGUUGACAUUGACAGUGCAACAGCAGCAGGGCAGGAGUUGGAGGAAGUAAGGGGGGAGGAGGAAUGGGGGGAGGAGGAGGGGGAAGGGGAGGCGUGUGUGCAGGCAGCAGCGGAUGGGCAUAUCAGAGCACGAGUGGCGGAGUGCUGCCGCUACGUGGCUGGGGCGUGCAUGAGGGGCAUGAGCGAUGACAAGAUGACCAACGUGUGCCUCGUGUAUGAGAUGAUGGAGGAUAUAGUGGUGGGGCCACAAGCCAAGGCGCAGCUUCCCAGGGCCAACACGUCAGUCUCUCAAGACGCCCAACCAGUCUCCACGCUCAAGCCCUCGCUCCUGCAGCAGUGGCAGCAAUGGCACUCCAAACCCUCCGCCAAGCCUCAAGAGAACCCCCACCACCACCCGCCCAUCGACGCUCAUGCAAUCGAAUCUCUCCCAGAAAACGCCCUUCUGAGCCACCCUCACCCGGACAGCCAUCAUCACAUGGACACUCACCAGAACAACCAGAACGACAAGGAGGAUGACAAUCAUAACAAUCACGCGUGCUCUGACUCAGAGCCAUACGACACUCGCAGCCUCUCGGAUGCUUCAUGCGGCACAGGCGGAUUCUCCCCCGAGCCCAGCACGUCACCUCGCAUCCAGCCCCCCGCCAACACGCCUGCUCGCCGGUUCUCCCUCCUGGGAGCCGGCUCGAGCUUCCCUUCAUUUCGCGGCUUUUAA
This is a messenger RNA of Closterium sp. Yama58-4, 6159 nucleotides long. The record is from the annotation of a GenBank genome assembly. Lineage: Eukaryota; Viridiplantae; Streptophyta; Zygnematophyceae; Desmidiales; Closteriaceae.